AGUUUUGCUCUUGUUACCCAGGCUGGAGUGCAAUGGUGCGGUCUCGGCUCACCGCAACCUCCGCCUCCUGGGUUCAGGCAAUUCUCCUGCCUCAGCCUCCUGAGUAGCUGGGAUUACAGGCACGCGCCACCAUGCCCAGCUAAUUUUUUUGUAUUUUUAGUAGAGACGGGGUUUCACCAUGUUGACCAGGAUGGUCUCGAUCUGUUGACCUCGUGAUCCACCCACCUUGGCUUCCCAAAGUGCUGGGAUUACAGGCUUGAGCCACUGAUGUCAGAAACUUUUAAUAUGUCUGUAAGGCUUUUAGUAAAUCAGGAAAAUGAGGCUCAGGGAAAUUACUUCUUCAAGUCACAAAAGUAACUAGCAUAAUAAGAGCUCCCCCUCAGAUGUGGGAUAUUGUAUUCUUGCUACUGCAUUGUGAUAUUUUUAUACCCAUCCAGUUAUGGUGAUCCUUAAAGACUUCAUGAGCUCUGAAACGAACUCUGAAGAAGGAGAUUUUCUCAGGUGAAGAAAGAGCUCAAAACGAAGUAGGGGAAAGCAUUCCCAGAAGAAGGAAUGUUUGUCCCACUGACUCCGAAUAAAGGCUCCUUGAAGCUGAGGUAGAAGACAAGGCUUGAAAAGACAAUGAGGUGAAGAAUCUUGGAUAGGAGAUUCAAAAGUUUGUAGCUCGGAAAAGUGAGGUAAAAAUGUUAAUGCUAAGGAAUGCAUCGAUUUUUCAAAGACAAGGUUUUUCUGGCCCAAGAUUCAAAAUAAAUUUCUUACAUGAAAUUUAAUCAGGGUACAGGGCACACAAGGUCACCAUGAGUGUCAAAGCAAAUCUCAGAGUACUUUUAAUGCAAUAAACAUUUAUGAAACAUCAGGCAUGGUGUUUUGUGCUAAAUAAUUCAAACUUAGAACAAAAUUCAGUGAAGAUAAUAACAGGCUAACUGAAUAUGACUUCAAAGGUCUCCAAAAGGUAGGCUGAUCAUCUGUUCUGUUAACCAUGAUCCUGAGAUAUUUCCUUAGAGAUGAACUUUUCCCUUAUAACCAAAGGUUUACAGUUCAAGAUUAUACACUUCAUUGAACACCCUGGCCCUGUGGUAUUCUUUGCGGUAUACCAAGUGCGGAUUAAUUCGCAGCUCUGAAAAUCAGACAAGCAGCUAUCACCAGUUGUCCAUCACCACAGACAUUCAGCUGGACUAUGAAUAUUGGAAAGAAAAAAAAAAUUGCUCAUGAAAAUAUGUGACGAAUUCCUUUAAAGAGAAACCAGUGAGAAAUAUUGCUUCACCUUAAAGACUAGCUACCCUUUUUUCCCAGACUGUCCUUACAUAAUCUAUUGGCAUGGGGAAAAAGUCAAUGUUUAUAAACUCCUUAAGAAACUUAAAAAUCUGGAAGAGGCAACUACGCAUGUCAACUAAAUAAAGUAAGAUCAUUAACACUAGGAUCAAAUUUGGAAUCCACGUGAGUCUGCAAGGAUCACUGAAAUCUCAGACCUUAUGUACUAUUUAAAAUAUUUCUUUAAGCAGAAAUAGAAAAUCUUAGUCCAUUCUCAAAUUUAAGAAUGGUCCUAUUUAGUCCUAUUUAAAUUUAGUCUUAUUUCAAUUUAAUUUCCUGGUCUUAAGAAAUCUGUGUAUAACUGAUUGAGUUGCCUAGUGGGUGCAAACAUAAAAAUUUGUAUUGGGACUAACUUUAAUAUCAGCUUAAAAUCAGCAGUAUCAUUAAAAACAUUUAAUUUUAAAAAUUAAAACAUUAAAAACACGAUUUUCAAAAGAUACCGAUUUUUUGAAAGUUUAACUUAUUUGCUCCUCCUAUUACCGAGGCAGGUAAAAACGGGCUAAUUGAACAUGUAUUCUAACAAAGGAGAUUGCCGCAACGCCUGCAGAGACCGGCCCAAGCUCAACGCAUUUCUGUUAAGAACGUGUGAUUUUUCUGCGCCACCUUGUGGCCAUAAAACAAUUCGCCAAGUGAAACUUGACCGCUUUUUCCCGCGCCUACCCAGCCUUCCCGAGAGCCGCACUGCGGGCAUCGGCCUCCAGACAAACGUGCAGAACAUGGUGUCUUCCUUUAAUCAGUGAUGGUAAACAGACUUCCCGUUCUUUCUACUUCCUCCUCCGUUUCCUUUAUUUCUUAAUUCCGUUUCCUCGGCCCCCCAACCACUGUCCUCAGACAGGCGUUUCCCAGUGUGAUCUCCUUUUCCAGAUACACCAACCGUCAGCGGCCCUUUUCCCAGCCCGAACCCUCCCGGAUCGCCCUCGCAGCCCUCCCUCCAGGUCCCCGCCGAGCCUGCUUCGCCGCAGCGCGCUCCCGCCACACAGGCCCGCCCCUCCCGCCGGCAGCCAAUGGGGGCGCGGCCUCUCCCCGCCCCGCCCCUCCCGCCAGGUCCCGGGGCGCAGGCGGGUUCCGGGAGUCGGGGACUUUUGAGUUCGCGUCUUCCGUAGGGUUGCGGCGAGACUUCGUCCCAUAUUCCCGUGGCCCGGCCUCGGGGCCAGCCAUGGACUCGCAGGAGUUGAAGACUUUGAUUAAUUACUAUUGUCAAGAGAGGUAUUUCCAUCAUGUGUUACUGGUUGCCAGUGAAGGAAUUAAGAGGUAUGGAAGUGACCCAGUCUUCAGGUUUUAUCAUGCCUAUGGCACAUUAAUGGAAGGUAAAACUCAAGAAGCUCUUCGAGAAUUUGAGGCUAUUAAAAAUAAAGAGGAUGUAUCACUUUGUUCUCUAAUUGCACUGGUAUAUGCCCAUAAAAUGAGUCCUAAUCCAGAUAGAGAAGCUAUUCUGGAAUCAGAUGCCCGAGUGAAGGAGCAACGUAAAGGAGCUGGAGAGAAAGCCUUAUACCAUGCAGGCUUAUUUUUAUGGCACGUUGGUCGCCAUGAUAAAGCGAGAGAAUAUAUUGACAGAAUGAUCAAAAUGUCAGAUGGGAGUAAACAGGGACACAUUUUGAAAGCAUGGCUUGAUAUUACCAGAGGAAAAGAUGCUUACACUAAAAAAGCACUGAAGUAUUUUGAAGAGGGACUCCAAGAUGGGAAUGAUACUUUUGCUCUGCUGGGUAAGGCACAAUGCCUGGAGAUGAGGCAGAAUUAUUUAGGUGCUUUGGAGACUGUGAACCAGAUAAUCGUGAACUUUCCGAGCUUCCUUCCUGCUUUUGUUAAGAAAAUGAAGUUACAACUAGCCUUGCAGGAUUGGGACCAGACAGUUGAGACAGCACAAAGGUUGCUGCUCCAAGAUAGCCAAAAUGUGGAAGCACUGAGAAUGCAGGCACUCUACUAUGUGUGUAGGGAGGGGGAUAUAGAGAAGGCUUCCACUAAGCUAGAAAACCUGGGAAAUGCGUUGGAUGCCAUGGAACCACAGAAUGCUCAACUUUUCUAUAACAUUACCCUCGCCUUCAGCAGAACUUGUGGACGUAGUCAACUCAUUCUUCAAAAAAUUCAAACGUUACUUGAGAGAGCUUUUAGUUUAAACCCUCAGCGGUCAGAAUUUGCUACAGAACUUGGAUACCAAAUGAUUUUACAAGGAACAGUUAAAGAGGCACUGAAGUGGUAUAAGACCGCCAUGACACUUGAUGAGACUAGUGUGCCUGCACUAGUUGGAUUUAUCCAGUGUCAAUUAAUAGAAGGACAAUUACAAGAUGCAGAUCAGCAGCUAGAAUUUUUAAAUGAAAUUCAGCAGUCCAUUGGAAAAUCUGCGGAAUUAAUCUAUUUACGUGCCGUUCUUGCCAUGAAGAAAAAUAAGCGACAAGAAGAAGUUAUUAAUAUUUUAAAUGAUGUCCUGGACACGCAUUUUUCACAGUUAGAAGGUUUACCUCUAGGCAUACAAUACUUUGAAAAGCUAAAUCCUGAUUUCUUGUUAGAAAUUGUUACGGAAUAUCUGAGCUUCUGUCCAAUGCAACCUGCAAGUCCUGGGCAACCUCUUUGUCCACUUCUCAGGCGUUGUGUCUCAGUCCUGGAGAUUGUAGUAAGAACCGUACCAGGUCUUCUGCAAACUGUCUUCCUCAUAGCAAAAGUGAAAUAUUUGUCAGGCGAUAUUGAAGCAGCUUUUAAUAACCUUCAGCAUUGCUUAGAACACAAUCCCUGUUAUGCUGAUGCUCAUCUGCUGCUAGCUCAGGUUUACUUGUCUCAAGAAAAAAUCAAAUUGUGUUCUCAGUCUCUUGAACUUUGUCUGAGCUAUGAUUUUAAGGUGAGAGAAUAUCCUUUAUAUCAUUUGAUAAAAGCUCAGUCACAAAAGAAAAUGGGUGAAAUAGCAGAUGCAAUUAAAACACUGCAUAUGGCAAUGAGUUUACCAGGAGUGAAAAGAAUUGGAGCGUCUGCAAAAUCAAAAGACAGAAAAACCCAAGUUGAUACAAGCCAUUGUUUAUCAAUCUUUCUUGAACUGAUAGAAGUUCACCGCUUAAAUGGAGAGCAGCAUGAGGCAGCAAAAGUUUUACAAGAUGCCAUCCAUGAAUUUUCUGGAACAUCUGAAGAAGUGCGAGUUACCAUUGCUAAUGCAGACCUGGCUCUGGCCCAAGAAGAUACUGAGCGGGCUUUAAGCAUCCUUCGAAAUGUUACAGCCGAACAGCCUUAUUUUAUAGAGGCCAGAGAAAAAAUGGCAGAUAUUUAUCUGAAGCACAGAAAAGAUAAGAUGUUAUAUAUCACUUGUUAUAGAGAAAUUGCUGAAAGAAUGCCCAACCCUCAGUCUUUUCUUCUCCUUGGUGAUGCAUACCUGAAUAUUCUAGAGCCUGAAGAAGCCCUAGUAGCAUAUGAGCAAGCAUUAAAUCAGAACCCAAAGGAUGGAACACUGGCAAGCAAAAUGGGGAAAGCAUUUAUCAAAACUCACAACUACUCAAAGGCGAUCAGUUACUAUGAAGCUGCUCUGAAAAGUGGACAGAAUUAUCUUUGCUAUGACCUGGCUGAGCUCUUACUAAAAUUGAAAUGGUAUGACAAAGCAGAAAAAGUUCUUCAACAAGCUCUGGCUCAUGAACCUGUAAAUGAACUGUCAGCGCUCAUGGAGGAUGGACGUUGUCAAGUUCUUCUAGCAAAAGUUUAUAGUAAAAUGGAAAGACCUGGUGAUGCGAUCACUGCAUUACAACAGGCUCAAGAAUUACAAGCUCGGGUACUAAAACGUGUUCGGAUGGAACAGCCAGAUGCAGUUCCUGCACAGAAACAUUUAGCAGCUGAAAUUUGUGCAGAGAUUGCAAAAUAUUCUGUUGCUCAGCGAGACUAUGAAAAAGCCAUUAAGUUUUAUAGAGAGGCCCUGGUUCAUUGUGAAACAGAUAAUAAGAUUAUGCUAGAACUGGCACAAUUAUACCUGGCACAAGAUGACCCUGAUAGCUGCCUGCGGCAAUGUGCUAUGCUGCUUCAGAGUGACCAGGAUAAUGAAGCUGCCACCGCGAUGAUGGCUGAUCUCAUGUUCAGAAAACAAGACUACGAACAAGCAGUGUUCCGUUUACAGCAGCUUUUAGAACGUAAGCCAGAUAAGUAUAUGACAUUAUCUCGUUUGAUUGAUCUCCUAAGAAGAUGUGGAAAACUUGAGGAUGUCCCAAGAUUUUUCUCCAUGGCUGAGAAAUGUAACUCCAGAAUGAAAUUGGAGCCAGGAUUUCAGUACUGUAAAGGACAGUAUCUUUGGUACACUGGAGAACCAAAUGAUGCCCUUCGACAUUUUAAUAAAGCUCGGAAAGAUAGUGACUGGGGCCAGAAUGCCCUUUACAAUAUGAUAGAAAUCUGUUUGAAUCCGGAUAAUGAAACAAUUGGAGGUGAAGUGUUUGAAAAUCUGGAUGGAGACCUGGGUAAUUCAACUGAGAGGCAAGAAUCUGUCCAGCUGGCAGUGAGAACAGCAGAAAAGCUUCUUAAGGAACUAAAACCUCAGACCAUUCAGGGUCAAGUACAGCUUCGCGUAUUGGAAAACUAUUGCUUAAUGGCCACCAAACAGAAAUCUAAUGUUGAACAAGCAUUAAAUACCUUCACUGAAAUAGCAGCAUCUGAGAAGGAUCAUAUCCCAGCACUCUUGGGAAUGGCAACGGCUUAUAUGAUCUUGAAACAGACUCCACGAGCCAGAAACCAGCUGAAACGUAUUGCAAAAAUGAAUUGGAAUGCUAUUGAUGCUGAAGAGUUUGAAAAGAGUUGGCUGCUACUUGCUGAUAUUUACAUUCAAUCAGCAAAAUACGAUAUGGCAGAAGAACUAUUAAAACGGUGCCUGCGUUAUAAUAGAUCUUGCUGCAAAGCUUAUGAAUAUAUGGGAUACAUUAUGGAAAAAGAGCAAGCAUAUACAGAUGCUGCCUUAAACUAUGAGAUGGCGUGGAAAUAUAGCCAUCAGACAAAUCUGGCUAUAGGAUACAAACUGGCAUUUAAUUACUUAAAAGCAAAAAGAUAUGUGGAUUCCAUUGAUGUAUGUCACCAGAUUCUUAAAGCACAUCCAACUUAUCCAAGAAUCAGAAAGGAUAUACUUGAUAAGGCCCGUGCAUCUUUAAGACCUUGAAAAUAAUUUUAACAUAGGUUGUUGGUUUAACAGAAAAUAAAGGAAAUCUUUCAGUUCUUCCUGUUGAAA
Molecule: messenger RNA, 6484 nt
Organism: Callithrix jacchus (white-tufted-ear marmoset)
Lineage: Eukaryota; Metazoa; Chordata; Mammalia; Primates; Cebidae
Gene: TTC21B
Product: tetratricopeptide repeat domain 21B
Biological process (GO): protein localization to cilium; intraciliary retrograde transport
Cellular component (GO): intraciliary transport particle A
Molecular function (GO): protein binding
Source: RefSeq, a predicted model, not a curated record